AUGUUCAAAUUACGGACGAAACUGCCCUUUCCGCGAACCAUCCGUAGGACACGCUGCUGGACACCGACAGCCACGAUAUCGAGCAGCAGUCUCAGACGCGCUGGAAGCCAACUCCACGAUGGGGAUCUGCGCAGCGUCCGACCCAUGUUUGACCUGAAAGACCGCAACUACAUCAUCACAGGAGGGGGAAGAGGCAUCGGGUAUGCUAUCACUCGAGCCAUUGCAGAAAUGGGAGGGAACGUGGCUGUGCUCGACAUCCUCGACACACCGGUCAAGGAUUUCGGAACCCUGGAAGGCGACCUCGGGGUCAAAGCGAGGUAUUUCCACGCCGACGUGACCAAUGAACAUUCCUUGACGCAGGGCUUUGAACAAUCUAUUGCCGAGUUUGGCUCUCUGGACGGCUGCGUGACGGCGGCCGGCAUUGCACUGGACAAACCAUUUGUGGAGCAAACGUGGAAGGAGGUUUCCAGAGUCCAAGAUGUCAAUGUUACUGGUACAUUUUUUGCAGCCCAACUGGCCACAAAGCAGAUGGAGAAACAAGGCACCGGUGGAAGCCUUGUCCUCAUUGCAUCUGUCUGCGCGCACUGCGCUAUCCCCGGGCACCGCCUCUCUGGAUACCACGCCUCCAAAGGCGCAGUCAAGAUGUUGAGCACGGCGCUCAGCGUCGAAUUGGCCCCGCAAGGAAUUCGGUGUAACACCAUUUCGCCUGGUUAUAUUGAAUCUGAAAUGACCAAGUCGCUGCGAGAACAACAUCCUCAUUUGGUCCGGUUGAUGCACACUGCGCCUCCCUUGAAGAGGAUCGGGAAUCGCAACGAUUUGACUGGGGCAGCCAUAUACUUGCUGAGUGAUGCCGCUGCAUACACUACCGGCGCCGACAUUGCCAUUACCGGCGGCCUCCAUGCUGGUCGAAUAGAAGCAUGA
Messenger RNA from Exophiala dermatitidis NIH/UT8656, 921 nucleotides. RefSeq names its product short chain dehydrogenase. Gene Ontology annotation, cellular component: intracellular anatomical structure. Lineage: Eukaryota; Fungi; Ascomycota; Eurotiomycetes; Chaetothyriales; Herpotrichiellaceae. The coding region runs from base 1 to 921 and encodes 306 amino acids. The record is from RefSeq and is a predicted model, not a curated record. Gene Ontology annotation, molecular function: oxidoreductase activity, acting on NAD(P)H, oxygen as acceptor. The transcript is spliced from 3 exons.